Betta splendens (Siamese fighting fish) is the source of this 4959-nucleotide messenger RNA. It is a transcript of the gene bcl6aa, whose product is annotated as BCL6A transcription repressor a. NCBI's taxonomy places the organism in Eukaryota, Metazoa, Chordata, Actinopteri, Anabantiformes, Osphronemidae. The coding region runs from base 1431 to 3524 and encodes 697 amino acids. The record is from RefSeq and is a predicted model, not a curated record. Gene Ontology annotation, biological process: regulation of transcription by RNA polymerase II. The transcript is spliced from 9 exons. Gene Ontology annotation, molecular function: protein binding; DNA-binding transcription factor activity, RNA polymerase II-specific; RNA polymerase II cis-regulatory region sequence-specific DNA binding. Gene Ontology annotation, cellular component: nucleus.
AUUUGUCCACUAUUUGCUGUUUAAGUGCCGUGGAGCCAGCGCUGCGCGUGGGACGGUGUCUGCGGGCAGUUUGAAACUCUAGAGCGGCUCCCGUAGUGACAGGCGCUGCGCUGCGCCGCUGACGGAGCGUCCGUGUCGGCUGCGCGGCGGAGAGCUGCGUGAAGCCCCGCGCGCGACCCCGCGUCGUUACUCCGUCAUGAAGCUCGGGAUGCCGCGCCGUUAGGAAACGGGGGCAGAGUCGCUGUCAGAAGCCCGUGUAGUAGUAGUAGAACAUGGUGAUCGGGCGGCUGUGCCGCGUGUGUGCGCGUUGUGGGCGCCGUGAGCGUCAGCGCAGCCUCGGCGGCAGAUGCGCUCUGAUUUGAAGCUACUUUGUUGGCUCAAGUGUCAACACAGCGCGAGCGGCGGCGGCGGCGGCUGCCCGCGCGCUGUCGCGCCAAGUUCACCGGCAGCGUGGCGUCCUCGGGUUCGGGGUCGCGCGCUCCAAUUACAGGGAGCCGCGUUGAGGCAGCCCCCGCGUCGCCGUAACGCUGCAGCGGAAAUGUCAGUGUCGGGCCGCGUGUGCGUGCGUGCGGCAGAGACCUCCGAGGCGCGUCGUCGCGCUAAGUUGUCUCGCAAUGUGUCCGCUGUGACAGCGGCGCACGGCGGAGCUCGAGCCGAAGCCCGCCCCGGUACGAGUUGAGCGCUUUGUCACAGACGCGCUCGGAGUUGACCUCAGCUCUCCGCCUCGUUUCCGAAGCUGCGACUCUCACUUAGACGCUGUUUUAUUCUCAGGAAACGUUACCGCACGCAGGCCCGGAAUAAAGUCUGAGCUAUUUCAGUUAGUGCGCUCUCGUUGUCGGUUUAUUCGAGUGCGCACUAAAAUAAAAGCCGUAGAAAAUGUGUUUUGGUUGUUUGGAGGACAACUGUUUGUUCUUGCUUCUAUUUUCGGACGCGUCCUGUUACAGACUCCAGGUUUGACGGGUACUCAUGUGUAAAAAACGUGUAAAAAACACUUGUGCCUGAAGUUGAUUAAAUAUUAGCUUUCGCUCCUUAAAAAUGUCUGAGCCGCACGUGCACAGAGUACAGUGCACGAGCCGUCAGCGCUGCUGGGCUUCAUAACACGCUGUUACAGGUUUAACAGCAAACCAGGAAAAGUGUCAGUUACUGCACCUGGUUAGUCUGCAGCUCGACACGCGGCCAAUAUUAUGACGCGCAGUCUGUUGUUUGCGCGACUAAACUUUUUAUCUGAGGGGGUUCUCAAAUGAUUGUCGUUUAUUGAAAACGCAUGCCCUUAAUUAACUAUUGCACAACUGCUAAAGCAAAGACACACUUAACUUUUCUGCGUUGUAUUUAAGGUCAGACUCGGUUAAAGACUCGGUGUUUAUGAUGCGUAUGUCGAUAUUGGAUUUAGAUAUGGCUUCAAUAAAAAAUGAUUUACAGAACUUGACAAAAUGGCUUGCGCAGCAGACAGCUGCAUACAGUUCACGCGCCAUGCAAGCGAUGUCCUGCUCAACCUGAAUCGGCUGCGCAGCAGAGACAUCCUUACCGAUGUCACCAUCCUGGUGAACCGGCAGCAGUUUCGUGCACACAAGACCGUUCUCAUGGCUUGCAGUGGGCUCUUUUACACUAUCUUUACUGACUCCCACAAGUGCAACCUUAAUGCUAUCAGCCUGGACCCAAAGGUGGACCCAGAGGGAUUUGCCAUCCUGCUGGAGUUCAUGUACACCUCCCGUCUGACACUAAAGGAAAAUCUGAUCAUGGCUAUUAUGAACACAGCCAUUUAUUUGCAGAUGGACCACGUUGUGGACACCUGCCACAGGUUCAUCAAAUCCAGCGAUCCAUCUGCCAAGCUGUCCAGAGACGAGUUUUUGGUCAGUCCCUUGGUUUUGCCUCAGGACGUUCACGCUUACCGGCCCCACGACGUCGUCGACAGUCUGCACAGCCGCAUGGCUCCGUUCAGAGACGGGAGGCCCUACGGCGCCAACAUGUUCAACAGGGUCAGCACCCCGAGCAACUACCAUCUCUACGGGCAGUUUCCCAUGCCAGGAUUUCCUUUCCCCCUCUGCAAGCUGAGCGAUGCCAAAAACACUUUUGCUGACCUCUCAAAGAGCGGGCUCCACCACGACGCCGCCAACACCAUCAGGGCCGAGUACGGCAGAGCGGUCGGCACGGGCGCCUCCAGCAUCAUUCACUCCACCACCUACGCGACCAGGGAGGUAGGGAGAGACGAGGAGAUGAGGAAGGAAAGCCACGACGGGGCGGGCCAGGCUGUCGGGCUCGGCAUGAGGAAGCGCGCGUUUCCGGUGUUGACCCUCGAGCACCAGAAAGACUCUGGCAAAGAGCACGCUCCGCCGGCGGAGGAAGACCUGAUCCAUCAGCACUACCCGCUGGGAAUCUCCUCCGCCGGGCGAAAGAGCCUGAUGAGCAGCCCGCAGAGCCCCCUCAAGUCAGACUGCCAGCCCAACUCGCCCACAGAAUCCAGCAGCAGCAAGAACGCCAGCCUCGCUCACGCGGCGGGAGCGCAAGCCCUGCAGGGCUCGCAGGACCCCAAAGCUCGCAACUGGAAGAAGUACAAGUUCAUUGUGCUCAACCAGAGCACGAAGGAGGACGAGGUGGGGCUGAGGGAGCCCGGGCUGCGUUCGCCCCAGCGCGUCGCCCUGCAGCCGUACCUCCACCCCAGCGACUCGGAGAAUCUGGACCCGCAGACCACGAGCAAAAGCAGCGAGCACAAUGAGGACCUGCCUGUGCCGCAGGCCAGCCGGCUCAACAGCAUCAUCAAUAGUGCACUUGAGGGGUCACUGAGAAACGGUGAGAGUCACCCGUCACACUACCUGAGCCGCCUGAACUGCUCAUCCUGUGGCUCCCAGUCCCCACAGCACUCCGACGUCUGCCCCAACACCUCCAGGUCUCGUCUGGCAGAGGACAUGGCAGAGCUGCACUCCGAGUACUCCGACUCCAGCUGCGAAAACGGCACGUUCAUCUGUAACGAAUGCGAGCUGAAGUUCGCUGAGGACGAGGCGCUGAAGCAACACAUGCUUCAGGUGCACAGCGACAAGCCAUACAAGUGCGACCGCUGCCAGGCGGCUUUCCGCUACAAGGGCAACCUCGCCAGCCACAAGACCGUCCACACAGGAGAGAAACCCUAUCGCUGUAACAUCUGCGGUGCUCAGUUUAACAGACCAGCAAACCUCAAGACUCACACUCGCAUCCACUCAGGAGAGAAGCCAUACAAAUGUGAGACGUGUGGCGCUCGUUUUGUACAGGUUGCUCAUCUCCGCGCCCACGUGCUGAUCCACACGGGCGAGAAGCCAUAUCCAUGCGAGAUCUGUGGAACGCGCUUCCGCCACCUGCAGACGCUGAAGAGCCACCUGCGCAUCCACACGGGAGAGAAGCCCUACCACUGUGAGAAGUGCAACCUGCACUUCCGCCACAAGAGUCAGCUGAGGCUGCACCUUCGGCAGAAACACGGCGCCAUCACCAACACGAAGAUCCAGUACCGGAUGUCCACGGCCGACAUGCCCACCGACUUGACGAAGGCGUGCUGAAGCCGGAACGGAGGAACCUUUUUUUUCGACCUUGGCAUUUUAAGACACAGCCCUCCCCCCCUCGACUUGUACAAUCAUUCAAAAUUGUAGUGCCACACUGUGUUUAUCAGACAAAUAAAUUGGCUGUGUACGCCAUUCUAAACGGGUUUCCACUACAUGUGAACGUAGAGCCACAUACGGCUUCUUAGUCACUUUAUUGUUUCUAUAUAAAAAUAUAUAUGUAUGUUGGAAGUGUUUCUAAGCUUUGAAGGUACGUAUAUAAAACUUUAUUUUGAAGGAUGGAAUGUAAACAGUGUGUUUUGUUUUCCUGAAAAUACUGUAUUUUAUAUCAGAGUACUUACUUUUCUGACAGUAUUGAAACAUUUUAAUUGACGGGUGGUACAUAUAUUUUAAGAUAAUGGGAUUUGCGGCUGUAUAGAGCUGUCUAUACAUUUCUAUGUGGUUGUAUGUACAUGUUGCAUUAUAUCAAUUAAUUGGUUUGGAUUGGAUCGAGUCAAACAUAUCAGAUGACUGCUGCUGUCUGAUGAGGAUAUGCAUGAGGCACCGUCACGCCACUGCUGGUUGACAGUGUACGUGAGGUGGGCAACAUAAAUAUUGUGAUAUAUGUUGUAAUUAUAUUAAAUCUGUGGGAUUGCUCUCUGCUGGCAGAGCCAAUCCAAGUGUUGACAUGCAUUUUAAGGUACUGCUUUGUUAUGACCAAGAAAAUAUUUUGCUCCAAACGUAUUUGUAUAGAUGUGUGACUUUGUUUUUGUUUCUUUUGCUAAUUUUUUCAGAAGUGAAGGUUUACGGUUUCUGGUCAUUGUUCUAGAUCCUACAGUAAAGUUGUGUACGUGUCAAGGUUUCUGUUUGUACAUACACUGUGUAUUCAAUGUGCCUUUCUCUACGGUGACUGAAUUCCUCUCGACCCCAUCCAUUAUCCAAGCCACCUCGCUCUGAGGGGUCACAGCAGAGCCAGAGCCGAUCUCCGUGGAACCUGGGGGCAUUGAAAGGUGGGGAGGACCACCUGUCCAUCGCAGGGCUGACAGACGGCCAAUCACGCUCACAUCUACAGACAUUUCGUAGUUGCCAGUGAAGCUAUUGUGCAGGACUUGGGGCUCUGAAAUAAUACAGGAGGCAGCGCAAACUCCACAUAGAAAACCACAACUUAUCACAAGUGAUGGCAAUCUCAUCCCCCGCUCCACGUCCCCCUCCUGUCAUCCCAGCUGUACUGAGGAGCAACUGAUCGACACCACCUGCCCUACAUCCCUGUGUAUGUGUGUGUGUGUGUAUAUAUUUUUAAAUGCUUUUCACCAACCAUAGAACUUGCAAAUUAAUCACUGUAAAUCUUCAGGAUGUGUUUUUGGAUUGGGCUUUUUUAACUGCAUUAAAAAAUAUUGUACAACGUUAUAGGUGUAUGAAUGUAAAAUAAAGGUAUUGGAUUUCUAUGUAUGGACAA